AUGCCUCAUGCUGCAACUCAGAUCUCGGAAAAGAUGUCCGCCCUCAACCAACAAAAGGGCGCCACCCUUGAGGAGAUGUCGAGUUUGGUGCAACAGCUGAGCAGUCGCCUUAACUCCAAACGAAGCCAGCUCACUCCGAUUAUUCAAGAGUUGCGUCCUCUUCGACAAAGGACUCAGAUUUGUGCUAACAAGUCCUCGGUGCACUUUCUCACUACUUCUAUGACUCCGUGUCAUCACUUCGUCAGUUCCAGUGCUUCACAGAACAAUCAAGGAAAGACAAGGGCCAAAACCACAGUUCAGGUUUGUCAGGCCUUCUCUUCUCCUUGUUCCCUCUGCCGAUUUCUUGCUCAAGUUCCUCCACUCAUUCCUUCCCGUCAGGAUGUUGUUUCUUUUGUCACUUUCUAUCGACUCUUUGAUCCUACGCUCACUUCGGAGUCUCCAUAUCCUGCAAAACGUUGGGUUUCAGACCGCAAGAUCUGGUGUCCUGUAGCGUACACAUGUUCGGUCGCCUCCGAUUUUUGA
Protopolystoma xenopodis is the source of this 522-nucleotide messenger RNA. NCBI's taxonomy places the organism in Eukaryota, Metazoa, Platyhelminthes, Monogenea, Polystomatidea, Polystomatidae. The record is from the annotation of a GenBank genome assembly.